AGAGAGAUAGAGGGAGGGAGUCACGUGAUGGAUGGGAGAGAGAAAGAGCCAAACAAAAAAGAAAGAAAGAAAACCCAAAAACUGCUUUCAAAGUCGCAGGCUGUUUCACAUAAUAUCUACUGUAAGGUAGCUCGGUGUCUCUCAAAGUUACUGCUCUCUCGCUGUGUGGGUGGCCAGUGUCGUUGCAAGAGAGAAGAGAGAGUGACCAAGAAAAAAACCCAAGGCAUAUAUUUCUCUUUGCAUUUCUUGCAGCGAGUGAAUGCUUUCUCAGCUCUCUGUGAGUCUCUGCUUGGAGUUAGAAAGUUGUAGAGAGAAGUACUGUGAUAGAAAUGCAGCAGCACCUGAUGCAGAUGCAGCCCAUGAUGGCAGCCUAUUACCCCAACAACGUCACCACUGAUCAUAUUCAACAGUAUCUGGAUGAGAACAAGUCACUAAUUUUGAAGAUUGUUGAGAGCCAGAAUUCAGGAAAACUGGGCGAGUGUGCAGAGAACCAAGCAAGGCUACAGCGAAACCUUAUGUACCUGGCUGCAAUUGCAGAUUCUCAACCCCAACCCCCUACCAUGCAUGGUCAGUUUCCCUCCAGUGGCAUUAUGCAGCCAGGAGGGCACUACAUGCAACACCAACAGGCUCAACAGUUGACUCCACAAUCGCUCAUGGCUGCACGCUCCUCCAUGUUGUACAGCCAACAGCCAUUUUCAGCACUGCAACAGCAAUUACACAGCCAGCUUGGUAUGAGCUCUAGUGGAAGUGCCGGACUUCACAUGAUGCAAAGUGAUGCUAGUCAUGCGGGAGGCAGUGGGCCACUUGGGGUUGGAGGGUUUCCUGAUUUUGGUCGUGGCUCCACCGGAGAAGGCUUGCAGGGUGGUAGGGGGAUGGCAGGUGGAAGCAAGCUAGAUAUUGGGAGUGCUGGGUCUGCUGAAGGGCGAGGGGGGAGCUCCACAAGCCAUGAUGUUGAUGGGGGUGAGACUCUUUACUUAAAAGCUGCCGAUGAUGGGAAUUGAGAGGUAAGAAUGAAGAAUUAGUCGUUGGUUAGCAUCUGAACUUAGGAAGACAUAGGUGAGAAAUAUGAAUUUAGGUGGAAAAAGAGAGACUUGCUGCUUAAAGUACUUUGUCACUUUAUGCGACAGUGCUGAGGAUUUACCCUCAAACCUGUGUGUUUAAGUUUUCUAAAGUAGUCAGAAUGAUGCAUCCUGUGGUUGUGUAUCAUGCAUGUAAAUUUGUAGGUCAUAUUGUGAUGUGUUUUGCUGUUCUGUCA
This is a messenger RNA of Alnus glutinosa, 1255 nucleotides long. RefSeq names its product GRF1-interacting factor 1. Gene Ontology annotation, cellular component: nucleus. Gene Ontology annotation, biological process: cell population proliferation; positive regulation of transcription by RNA polymerase II; leaf development. Gene Ontology annotation, molecular function: transcription coactivator activity. The transcript has 4 exons. The record is from RefSeq and is a predicted model, not a curated record. The coding region runs from base 330 to 1001 and encodes 223 amino acids. Lineage: Eukaryota; Viridiplantae; Streptophyta; Magnoliopsida; Fagales; Betulaceae.